This is a messenger RNA of Carassius auratus (goldfish), 508 nucleotides long. Its product is annotated as histone H3-like. The transcript has a single exon. The coding region runs from base 55 to 465 and encodes 136 amino acids. The record is from RefSeq and is a predicted model, not a curated record. Gene Ontology annotation, molecular function: DNA binding; structural constituent of chromatin; protein heterodimerization activity. NCBI's taxonomy places the organism in Eukaryota, Metazoa, Chordata, Actinopteri, Cypriniformes, Cyprinidae. Gene Ontology annotation, cellular component: nucleosome.
CGCAAAAGCUUCUAAUUAUUCCGUUGAAGAGAACAAAACGAAAAACUCUAGAAAAUGGCAAGAACCAAGCAGACGGCUCGUAAAUCCACCGGAGGCAAAGCCCCGAGGAAGCAGCUCGCCACCAAAGCCGCCCGUAAGAGCGCUCCGGCCACCGGCGGCGUCAAGAAGCCUCACCGUUACAGGCCCGGCACCGUGGCUCUGCGAGAGAUCCGUCGCUACCAGAAGUCCACCGAGCUGCUGAUCCGCAAGCUGCCCUUCCAGCGUCUGGUGCGAGAGAUCGCUCAGGACUUCAAGACGGACCUGCGCUUCCAGAGCUCCGCCGUCAUGGCCCUGCAGGAGUCCAGCGAGGCUUAUCUGGUCGGUCUGUUCGAGGACACCAAUCUGUGCGCCAUCCACGCCAAGAGAGUCACCAUUAUGCCCAAAGACAUCCAGCUGGCCCGCCGCAUCCGUGGAGAGCGCGCCUAAACUCACCGCUCCUCCUAAACACAAAGGCUCUUUUAAGAGCCAC